CAGCAAAAUAAUUACGUACAUUUAUGUGUGUAUAUACACAAACAUACACUCACACACAAUAAAUAAAAUCACGCAGAUCCAACUAAACUGAGAAAAACAGCAGUGAAAAAAGGUGUUUUUAGGAGGAGUGAGAAAAAAAGUUACAUCUACAAUUUCAUUAACUACUACUACUACUACUAAUAAUAAUAAAAAUGCCAGAUAAUAAUCAAGGUCCGCCCGAGCCGGAAUUGGGUCCACCCAAAGCUGACUUCAGUGCACCACCACCCUAUGAAUUAAACAAUCCAACGCAUGUAAAUCUAACAUCACAACAACAACAAUCGCAACAAAUGCCACUGAUGAAUCAACAAAACCUUCAACAAACACAUGCAACACUAACAGAGAUACCCAUGCAUCAUGGUAAACUGCCCACAUACGAAGAGGUGCAAAUGGAAAAGUCACUAAAUGGAGAAUUGCCACCGGGAUUUUUAACAACACACACUCUACAACCGCCCCCCUUAGCACCUCCGCCUAAUCCAUUGCUGGCGAAUUUACGUGAUCCGCCUGGUGCGACAACUGGCAAUGGUGGUACACCCUCCGGCUUAACAUUCAUUGCAAUUGAUGCCUCCGAAGCGGAGAAUCUAACUAAUUCAAGUGAUAACAAUCUAUUGGGCACCGAUAUCAUGUUUAUAACUGCUUUUGUGGUGGCAUUUCUAUUCAAUUGGAUUGGUUUUCUAAUGUUGACCUGUUUCUGUCACACCAUUGCUGCUCGUUAUGGUGCCUUAUCUGGCUUUGGUUUAUCACUGGCGAAAUGGACUCUAAUCGUUAAACAUUCUACGGAUUUGGCUUCACAUGAGAAUUCCUGGUUAUGGUGGCUAAUAAUGGCAUUUGGGUUUUUAAUUUGUGUACGUGCUUUAAUACAAUAUGUUAGUAUUAAACGAACUUGGCGCCUAUUAUCAACAUCGGCCCAAGAGCGUUUAUUAUUCUUCUACUAAAAAUUCUUUAGUUUAUGUUCUAAGACAGAGAGAAUAUACAUAAAAAUAACAGAAAUAUAUUAUUAUAUACAAUGAAACAUAUUUUAUAUAAGCUAAGGUACAAAAAAAAAGAAAGAAAUAAAAGAAAAUAUGUUGCC
Messenger RNA from Lucilia cuprina (Australian sheep blowfly), 1108 nucleotides. RefSeq names its product NEDD4 family-interacting protein 2 (gene Ndfip). Lineage: Eukaryota; Metazoa; Arthropoda; Insecta; Diptera; Calliphoridae. Gene Ontology annotation, cellular component: endoplasmic reticulum; perinuclear region of cytoplasm; Golgi apparatus. The transcript has 2 exons. Gene Ontology annotation, biological process: vacuolar transport; metal ion transport; ubiquitin-dependent protein catabolic process. Gene Ontology annotation, molecular function: WW domain binding. The coding region runs from base 192 to 971 and encodes 259 amino acids. The record is from RefSeq and is a predicted model, not a curated record.